Molecule: messenger RNA, 1089 nt
Organism: Parascedosporium putredinis
Lineage: Eukaryota; Fungi; Ascomycota; Sordariomycetes; Microascales; Microascaceae
Source: the annotation of a GenBank genome assembly
AUGGAAGCCGUAGAAAUUAUACCUCGCGUGUUUCCUGACUUGAGCUUUAUCCACGUCGCCGAUUUUAUCCACCAGCUCCGGACCUCGCGAAAGCGCAUCGUCGUGCUGAAGCUCGCUUCGAUUCUUGCUCUCGCUGCUAGAAUCAGCCCGUCGCUCCUCGCGGAUCCCAAGCGCUCGCGAUGCCUUAGCCAACAGCUCUCGGCCUAUACGCAGCAAAAUCUAUGGCCAGGGCUGGUGCAGGAGCCGGACACGGAUACCAUGCACUGUCUGCUGCUCACUGCGCAGUACGAGUGGGGAGAUGGCAAUGGCUUCGCAGCUUGGAUGUAUUCGGGGCGCCCCAGCAGCCUCGAUCGUGCGUCGCUCAAGAUCAAUCUGCCAUGUACCGAUGACGAAUUUGACCUUGGUGUGCCGGCUGCAAACCCUCUCACGUACUCCCAGCUUCUGAGUACGAAUGCCGAGAGCCUAGGGAGAAAAUUCACCAUUGCCGACCAUAGUGCCGUCAUCGUGAGAAGUGGAGAUAUCUGGUUCCGUGCCUGCAAGUGGGUGGCGGAAGGGGGCCGCCGCAAGUCGUCGGUUGUGAAUAGUUGUCCAUGGGAGACGGAUUCAGAAUGGCACCAGAUCAAGACCGAGAUCUUUGAGUGGCGGAGGAUGUUGGACAGCAGCAUUAAAUACCCGCAAACACCGGUGGCAGUUUAUGUUCGCCGGCGUCAAGCUGAGUCAUUCGCCUUUAUCAAUCUGAUCCACUAUCUAAGUAUCCUCAUGAUUUAUCGAGAGUAUCUUCCAUUUGUACCCAAAGACCGCAAUGAGGUGAUCUGCGGCCCCAUCCAACCGCCGCUACUCCUCAGGCAAGCGCCUCAGGGUUGGUGGCAGGAGUACUACGACAUCCUGUUCGACUCCUCCACACGCAUUACCCAGAUCAUCACAGAGCUUGAGGAUGCCCACAUCUCUCUUCUGACACCGCAUACCGGGUAUUGCGUAUUCUCCGCUGCCAGCAUGAACGUGUACCGCUCGGCGUUUCCUUGGGCUGACCCCGGUAACGCGAGACGACCAGAUGCUACGGAGCUGAAGCGGCGGGAUUUGGACUUUUGA